AUGCGUUCUACUCUUUUGGCUCCUGCGGUCGUAUUAGCCAACGCAGUGGUUGCCUCUGCAACUUUGUCUUUGAGUGAAAUCUGCACAGAUUCAUACGCCAAGGCGGCGCUACCAAUUGGUACAAUUGAUGGCAUUACAGUGGACGCUUCCUCAGUGUCGACGAGCUUGGUCACCAACUUCACGGCUAGCUCCAUUUUCUACCCCACGUCGACUUUCGAUUAUUGCAAUCUGACCUUUGCCUACUCCCAUGAUGGCGUGGAGGGAGAUCUUGUCCAUGUCGAGUAUUGGUUGCCAGCCCCUGGAAAGUUCAAAAACAGAUAUGUGUCUACCGGUGGAGGUGGUUGGGCAAUCAACUCAGGAAGCUCUUCAAUCCCCACUGCUAUUAUCGUCGAUGGUGUUGGUGGCCUAACCGAUGGAGGAUUUGGAAGCUUCAACACACAGUUCAGCUCUGCUGCUCUCCUUGCUAACGGAACCAUCAAUUGGCAGGCAACUUACAUGUGGGGCUACCAGGCACACAAUGAGCUUGCUACUCUAGGCAAGCAGCUCACCAGAAAUAUAUACAAUGUAGCUUCCAACAAGAAGAUCUACUCCUACUAUCAAGGUUGCUCCGAAGGUGGUCGCGAGGGGUGGAGUCAAGUUCAGCGUUUCCCUGAGCAGUUUGACGGUGUUGUUGUUGGGGCUCCUGCUUUCCGCUGGGCACAGCAGCAAACAAACCACCUGACAGGCAAUGUCAUCCAGAAAAAACUCGAUUACUAUCCUUCUCCUUGUGAGCUCGAGAAGAUUAUGAACCUUACCAUCGCUAGCUGUGAUCCUCUCGAUGGAAAGACUGAUGGCGUCGUCGCGCGUUCCGAUCUGUGCCUGGCUCACCUUGACUGGAGUACCAUUGAGGGAGCCUCGUACUCUUGCGCCGCCGCCGCCGCUUCCUAUGGCAGCUCUGCCACCCCUAAGCAGACCGGCAAGGUUUCUGCUAAAGCCGUCGAGCUUGUCAAGACUUACUGGAAUGGCCUUCACGACUCUAACGGUGAUCGUGUCUACUUUAGUUACCAGCCUGGUUCGACUUUCACCGACCUUCAAACAGAAUAUGAUUCCACCACUGGCACCUGGGAGCUUGAUAUCAGCGGCCUUGGUGGUAUCUGGAUUGCUCAGUUCAUCGACUACAUCAAGGACGCUGAGAAUAUUGACAGCCUCGAGGGCGUUACCUAUGACACCCUCAAGGAGUGGAUGAUCUUCUCCCAGGCAAAGUACGGCGACAUCCUCCAGACCACCUCCCCGGAUCUUACCGAGUUCCAGGCCGCUGGCGGCAAGGUUAUCCACGUCCACGGUGAACAGGACUACUCGAUUCCCACUGCUUCUUCUGUCCGCUACUGGGACUCUGUUCGAUCCAUCAUGUUCCCUAAAAAAUCCUACCGAGAGGGAGCUGCCGCCGUGGAUGACUUCUAUCGGCUCUUUCUGGCUCCCGGUUGUAGCCACUGCGAUGCAAACGCCUACCAGCCUAAGGCCGUGUGGCCCCAAACUACUCUCCAGACAGUGAUCGAGUGGGUUGAGAGCGGCAAGGCCCCUGAGACACUCACCGGAUCGGGUGAUAUCGCAGAGAUGUGUAGAUGGCCUUUCCGCCCCCUGUGGACGAACAGCGGAAAAACCUUCCAAUGCGUCUACGACCAGGACUCCGUGGAUAGCUUCACCUACGACCUGACUGCUUAUAAGCUUCCAGUGUACUAG
Messenger RNA from Penicillium cataractarum, 1719 nucleotides. RefSeq lists its product as uncharacterized. Bases 1 to 1719 code for a protein of 572 amino acids. The record is from RefSeq and is a predicted model, not a curated record. NCBI's taxonomy places the organism in Eukaryota, Fungi, Ascomycota, Eurotiomycetes, Eurotiales, Aspergillaceae. The transcript is spliced from 3 exons.